AUCAUCUUCACGUGCUGGACAAGGACUUUGGAUUUGAUUCAAGUUCAUUUGACGAGCUCAGGUUUUGCCCCUCAGAACUUUAAACGUAUCGACGGCGACUGUCCUACAGCCAAACGAGAGAAGAUUCUCGAGAAUUUUGCGAACGACUUCAACCUCCGUGUUCUUAUAAUGACCACGGGUACCGGAGCCUGGAACCCAUCUGUUGAAAACCAAGCGAUCGCUCGUGCCCUUCGCCUCGGCCAGAAAUACCCCGUGCUUGUCACUCGAUAUGUUGUCGAAUCUUCUGUCGAGAAGGUC
Molecule: messenger RNA, 297 nt
Organism: Macroventuria anomochaeta
Lineage: Eukaryota; Fungi; Ascomycota; Dothideomycetes; Pleosporales; Didymellaceae
Exons: 2
Source: RefSeq, a predicted model, not a curated record